Molecule: messenger RNA, 2390 nt
Organism: Pyricularia oryzae 70-15
Lineage: Eukaryota; Fungi; Ascomycota; Sordariomycetes; Magnaporthales; Pyriculariaceae
Product: dihydroxyacetone kinase
Exons: 1
Coding region: 512-2281 (589 amino acids)
Biological process (GO): glycerol catabolic process
Cellular component (GO): cytosol
Molecular function (GO): ATP binding; glycerone kinase activity
Source: RefSeq, a predicted model, not a curated record
GCAAAGGAGAGAGCGGGGGAGAGCGAGUGCUGGUGACUGGAUCGCGUCCAUCCCCACUGCAAGUAUGCAGGCAGAACAUGUCCCCCGGAAAGACACCUUUGAAUGAGACAUGGGAAUCCUUUCAGAGGAGCAUGCGGGGUUCCACCUCCAUCAACCAUCACGGCGCAGGGCUUAUUCUUUUGUUGUAUUUUGCCCGUAUUCUGACGCUCGUCUCGCCUGUGACCCCCUUUAGCCGCCCGUUUUCAUAUACGAUGUGGUAGUGCCCGUCGUACUGGGCGCGUCACUGGUUCUCGUCCUGAUGUGUUUUUUUGCCUUGCAUUUUGUUUUUGUCUUUUUACAUCCCCUGAAGUAGACACUGGCCUACUUCUACAUGAACUGCUGUCAUAGCUUUCAUGACAUAAACCUGAUUAAUCUCUUAAUUCCCAGAGAAAGGCAGCAUACUAACCUUCUGUGAGACCAUCACAGUUGGUCCAUCCUCUCCCCUUAAUCACAUCUCACUACUGCCACAGAAAUGUCCAAACGACAUUUAUUCCCCUCAUCAACGGGCCUCGUCCCCAAAGCCCUCCGUGGCAUAGUCGCUUACAACCCCUCCCUAUCCCUCGACGAGACCAACCGCGUCGUCUUUGACACAACACAUCCUACCUCACAAGUCUCACUCAUCAGCGGCGGCGGCUCAGGACACGAGCCCGCCUGGUCCGGCUAUGUCGGCACCAACAUGCUGGCCGCCUCGGUGGCGGGCGACAUCUUUGCCAGCCCGUCCACCAAGCAGAUCCUCGCGGGAAUCGCCGCCGUCCCGUCCGACAAGGGCUCCAUCCUCGUCAUCACCAACUACACGGGCGACUGUCUGCACUUUGGCCUGGCGGCGGAAAAGGCCGGCCCCAAGUGCAGGGUGCUGAUCUGCGGCGACGACGUCUCGGUCGGACGCAGAGGCAGCCUGGUCGGCCGCCGCGGGCUGGCGGGCCAGAUCGGCGUGCUCAAGGUCAUGGGCGGCGCGGCCGGCCGCGGCGACUCCCUCGACGACGUCUACGACCUCGGCGCCGCCUUUGCCGACCAGAUCGUCUCCAUCGCCGCCACCCUCGACCACUGCCACGUCCCCGGCCGCGCCGAGCACGGCAUGCUGGAUCCGGACGAGGUCGAGAUCGGAACGGGCCCGCACAACGAGCCCGGAUACCGCAAGAUCUCGCCGCAUCCCUCGCCGGAGCAGCUCGUGGCCGAGGUGCUGCGCUACUGCCUCGACGAAAAGGACCCCGAGAGGGCGUACGUCAAGUUCGCGCCGGGCGACGAGACCUUCCUCCUGGUCAGCAACUUUGGCGGCAUGUCGCACCUCGAGAUGGGCGCGCUGGUCGACGAGCUGCUGGAGCAGCUGGCGCGGGACUGGAACCUCCACCCGGCGCGCGUCUACUGCGGCCCGCUCGAGACCUCGCUCAACGCCCCGGCCUUUUCCGUCUCGGUCGUCAACGUGACGGCGGCCGCCGCGGCGUGCAAGUAUAGCGUCGACGACAUCAAGGCCUUUGCCGACGUCAAGACCAGCACGCACUGGGAGUCGUACGCCGGAUCCCAAUCGGCGCGGCGGCCCCGGGCGGAGCAGUUUGUCAAGCCGCCCGCCGAGGCGCAGCGCACCGUCGACCCGGCGCGCGACCUCACGGCGGACGCGGCGACGCUCGAGGCGAUGCUGCGCCGCGCGUGCGAGCAGCUCGCGCGCGCCGAGCCCGACCUCACCAAGUGGGACAUGGUCAUGGGCGACGGCGACUGCGGCGAGACGCUCAAGACGGGCGCGGACCACCUCCUCGCGGCGCUGGACAAGGGGCUGGCGCGCGGCGGGUCCGUCGUCGCCGUCCUGCACGAGCUCGAGGACAUAGUGGAGAGCAAGAUGGGCGGCACGCUGGGCGGCAUCCUGGGCAUCCUGUUUGUGGCGUUCCGCAACGGCGUCGAGCGCCGCGCCGCGGAGGGUGCGGCGGCGGCGCAGGCGGAUCUGGUGGGGAGCCUGGCGGCGGCGCUGCUCGAGGGUCUCGCGUCGCUGGAGCGCUACACGCCGGCCAAGGUUGGUGAUCGCACCGUCAUGGACACGCUCAUCCCGUUUGCGCAGGCGCUGCAGAAGGAUGGGUUCGAGGCGGCGGCCAAGGCGGCCGUCGAGGGCAGCGAGGCUACAAGGGGCAUGAAGCCGAGGUUGGGCAGGGCGACGUACGUCGGGGCUGGUAGCGAAGGCGGCGAGCUGCCUCCUGAUCCUGGAGCGUGGGGUGCCCGGGUUGCUAUUGAGGGGUUAUUUUCAGGGUGGAAAUAGGGGGGGUUUGUUUUACAAUCAAUUUUCUUGUUUACUUGGCGAGUAUGCAGUCAUGUCACUGGCAAAUUAUUGUCCCAUUUUUUUUGAUAGCGUCUCUAGUACAGUUUCC